Molecule: messenger RNA, 1150 nt
Organism: Ruditapes philippinarum (Manila clam)
Lineage: Eukaryota; Metazoa; Mollusca; Bivalvia; Venerida; Veneridae
Product: monocarboxylate transporter 14-like
Exons: 4
Coding region: 1-984 (327 amino acids)
Biological process (GO): transmembrane transport
Molecular function (GO): transmembrane transporter activity
Source: RefSeq, a predicted model, not a curated record
AUGCCGCGAAGUAUAGGAAACUCUUUUUCUGCUGUACCUCUUCCCGUCUUGCUAGCUUUUCAUUUUGACAAAUGGAGGAAUAUAACAGUCGGAAUUUUAGUAGUAUUUUCUGGAGUUGGAAUGCUCAUUGCAUCGCCGUUGCUUCUUUACCUAAUAGAUAGAUUUGGGUUCAGUGGAUCCUUUUUAAUUGUGAGUGGGUUAACACUUCAGGUUUGUAUCGGUGGGUUAUUUUGCUCACCAAGUUCAAAGGAGCGAAAAGUUUUGGAUGCACAAAACAAUGCUACGAUGGAUACAAAAAAUACGAGGAGCUUUGUAAUCCUUAAGAACAUUAAAUUAGAAGUUGUGAAUGUUUAUAAACUUAUAAAAAAUGUGCGGUUCAUUCUUUUUCUGUUAAGCACUUCAACUUGGAAUUUAGUACUUUCAGCGUGUUCGUCACAUUUGCCAAGAUACAUGGUAACAAAGGGUUUAGGCAAAGACGAUGUUAUUACCGUAAUGACAAUAUUUAGUUUAUCAAAUAUUUUUGGAAGACUUCUUGCAGCUACUACGACUGGUAAAGACGGAUUGGACUACACAGUAAUUCAUUUUGGAAGUUUAGGGGUACUUGGUUUAUCUUCAACGAUGUUUGUAUUGUAUAGUAAUUAUAUCCAUGCAGUGUACAUUUUUGCUGCCAUAUGUGGAUUUUAUACUGGAAGUACAAACUCUUUAAUGAUCCCAAUUGCAGUAGAUCUUAUUGGCAUUGAACACUUGUCUGGCGGCAAUGGGCUUCUAUAUUUCUCCGCAGGUGUUGGUGGCCUUGUGGGACCACCAUUUACAGGACUAAUUCAAAGCGUAACUGGGUCAUACGAAAUUUGCUUUAUGUCAUUAGGAUGUGUUACUCUUGUUGGGACAGUAAGCAGCCUUAUAGCAUUUAGAGGGAGAGCAGCAUCGGGGAGAGAGAGAAUAGACACUAACAUUAAAAUAAAUACAAUUGUUCCGACGUGUUGAUUUAUCGCUGCAUCGUUUCAAAAUUAUUACUAUAAGGAAGUUGUAAACCGACACUUUUAUUUAUGAUUAUAUUUUUUCUUCUCUUUUUUAAAUUAAAAUUAUAAUGAUUGUUUGCUAUUGCUUUUAAAACAGACGCCUAUGUAAAUAAUGUAUUUAUUUUUAUUAC